AUGGAUUAUCCCAAAAUGGAUUAUUUUCUGGACGUUGAGUCUGCUCACAGACUUUUGGAUGUAGAGUCGGCACAGAGGUUCUUCUACAGCCAAGGGGCCCAAGCUCGCCGGGCGACCCUGCUCCUGCCUCCCACAUUAAUGGCGGCUUCUUCGGAGGAUGACAUAGACCGGCGGCCCAUCAGAAGAGUCCGCUCCAAGAGCGACACGCCAUAUCUCGCAGAGGCCAGGAUCUCCUUUAACCUGGGGGCAGAGCUCGGGGUCCAGCAUGGCGGCAGCGUGAAAACUGCCGAGCUGCUCUCCAUGAUUCAGGACUAA
Apodemus sylvaticus (European woodmouse) is the source of this 315-nucleotide messenger RNA. Its product is annotated as phosphatase and actin regulator 1-like. The transcript has 3 exons. The coding region runs from base 1 to 315 and encodes 104 amino acids. The record is from RefSeq and is a predicted model, not a curated record. Lineage: Eukaryota; Metazoa; Chordata; Mammalia; Rodentia; Muridae.